GAGGUGAGCGCAGUCAAGUUGAUUUGGGGAUAAAAGCUGCUGUUGGGCACCCCAAAUAUGCUCCAUAACUAUUCAGCGCUCGUUAGGGUCCUAAUUUUUGUCAAUGCGAAAAAUGACACAAACACUGAAAAUCGGCAGCCGUGUUCCCCAGCUCGUGAAGUACUUCACUGAUUUGAGUGCCGAGGUAAUUUGCCCGCAAACGAAGAAGGUGGCACCGAAAACCCUGGCAGAUAUGCCAGGUCCAAGCACCUCUACUUUUAUUUAUGAUCUGUUCUGCCGGAGAGGUCUGUCUAGGCUGCAUGAGUUGCAGAUGGAGGGACGAGCAAAAUACGGUCCCAUGUGGAAGGCAAGUUUUGGUCCCAUUUUGACAGUACAUGUGGCGGAGCCAGAGCUAAUUGAGCAAGUCCUUAGACAGGAAGGAAAGCACCCAAUCAGAUCCGACUUGUCCUCUUGGAAAGAUUACCGGCAGUGCAGAGGGCAUGCCUAUGGCCUUCUUACAGCUGAAGGAGAGGAGUGGCAGAAUAUUCGGAGCAUAUUGGGAAAGCACAUGCUGAAGCCAAAAGAAGUGGAAGCAUACACUGACGUUCUGAAUAAUGUUGUAACAGACUGCAUCAAGAAACUCAAAUAUCAGAGGAGCAGAAAUGGUGGCAUGCUGAUAAAGGAUAUUGCAGAUGAAUUCUACAAAUUUGGACUGGAAGGAAUAUCAGCUGUACUUUUUGAGGCCCGUCUUGGCUGUCUGGAGCCUAAUGUACCUAAGGAGACAGAGAUGUUCAUCCAGUCCAUUAAUACCAUGUUUGUCAUGACAUUGCUCACCAUGGCGAUGCCAAAGUUCCUUCACCGCAUAUUCAAGAAGCCGUGGCAGAAGUUUUGUGAAUGCUGGGAUUACAUGUUUGAGUUUGCUAAAGUUCACAUUGAUAAAAGGAUGGCAGAGACAGCUGAAAAGAUUGCAAAAGGAGAACUGAUUGAAGGGAAGUAUCUUACCUAUUUCCUGGCCCGGGAAAAUCUGUCUAUGAAGACAAUCUAUGGGAAUGUUACUGAACUUCUUCUGGCUGGAGUAGACACGAUUUCAAGUACUAUGUCAUGGACACUGUAUGAACUGGCCCAACAUCCUGAAGUACAAACAGCACUAUAUCAGGAAGUUACAAGUGUUGUCAGUUCUGGAAAAAUUCCCUCAGCAGCUGAUGUUGCCAGAAUGCCACUGAUGAAAGCUGUGGUAAAGGAAGUGCUCAGAUUGUAUCCAGUAAUUCCUGGCAAUGCACGUGUUGUUGCUGACCGAGAUAUUGAAGUGGGUGGAUACGUCAUUCCCAAACAGACCUUAAUCACACUGUGCCAUUAUGCCACAUCCAGAGGUGAGAAGAACUUCUCAAACCCACAUCGUUUUCAGCCAGAGCGCUGGUUAAAUAAAAAUGUCUCACACCACCCAUAUGCCUCAAUCCCCUUUGGAUUCGGGAAGAGGAGUUGUAUUGGGAGACGCAUAGCUGAACUGGAGAUCUACCUCGCAUUAGCUAGGAUACUGAUGCACUUUGAAGUGAAACCAGCAUUAGAGGACAGCAUUGUGAAACCAAUGACAAGGACCCUUUUAGUUCCUGAGAAAGAAAUCAGCCUACUGUUUGUGGAUCGAUGAUGCAUUGCUGAUGGAUACUGGUUGAUGCUGUGAUAAAUAUCUGUAUAUCCACAUCUGCAGAAGGAGCUGGGACCCACAUAUGGAUGGCCUUAGCAAACCUCUGGAACAAAGGUCCAUUUCUCUACUAGUGGUCUAGAGGUUCAAAAUGGACAGAUGACGCAGUGUAGACAAGAGGGACAUGUAGAAAUGUGAUACAUGGUGCUUCAUGUCAUUUCCUGAGUGGCUGACUUGCAGAGGAGAAGUGUGUCGUGCUCUGCUUGUCAGGUGCAGAUGCGUGCUGUAAAUCCUUCACUUUAUUCUUCUGUCACUUAGCAGUAGUAGGUACUGCUUUAUGAACUAACAAAUAAAGGAAUGGUUGUGUUCCUUCUUUCUGAAAUACAUUCUGCCUGGGUGGCUGCACAAGUCCAUAGUCACUGCAUUAUAUGCCACAUUAUUCAGAUUAACCAUCUCCAGGAAUAAAGAUGCCCUUUAUACCUAUGCUGACUGGCUGUAUAAUGAAUCAUCGAAGGGCUAACAAUAAAAGCAAAAAUUAAUGGAAAGAAAUUAUUUUUGUCUUCUAACAGCUUUGAAUUGCCCCUCCCCCAAGAUGUGCAUAAAUCGCUGUUCUCAAGUGGUUUAGAAGUGUUAUGUAGUCAGUGAUAUACUGUUACAGACGUCAUUGCUUUUUCAGUGUUAAAAUGACCUUAAUGGGACAUUUGUUACUGAUUUCAUUAACCAUUAAGAUCCUAACUGUGGAAAAUUCAAGAUUACCAUAUGCCAAGGUACAGCUGUUAGUAUUUUAGGCAAAAUAUUUUUGCCAAAGGGUUGAAAAUGUCUGCUUCAGCAACUGUGGUAUACUGUGCUUGUGACAUUUGAUUCUCUUUUUUGAUUGGUUCAAGUUUAUCAGGAAAGGGCACUGUUUCCUACAGCAUUUAGUUGCAUUCCCCUAACCAGAGGCUGGUGCUGUUGUUUGAUACUAAAUGAGUUACAGCCAGCUAUGUAACACAGAAAUAGCAUUUGUGGUUACGCUUGAAAUUAGGAGAUGGAAUAAGGUCUAUAGUGUCAGUACAAGAAGAAGUGUCAGUAAUACUUUCUGUCUGACUGAAUUGUAGGUGCACGAUUAACUAGACAUCUAAUGCAGAAACAGAGAUCUGCUUUCUUACCUUAGUUUUUUAGGAUUUAAAUGGGUUGCUUCAUGACGAAAUGUCGGUUGUAAUUGCACUGAUGAAUCCCCAUUUUGUGUACAGAAUUUUGUUGUAGAUCGAUCACAAUCACUGGCCUCCAGCAAAAUACAAUCCCUUCCAAUCAACAGCUGAGAAGCUAAGCUCAAUAUUAGGCUGUGGACUUUGACGUAUCAGUGUUCAUAGAAGUAAUGUGAAAUAAACAUUAUCUCAUGGGUGUCAGACAGAAAUGCAAUCUGCUUGUGACCAGCACUUAAAAGUGUGAUCACAAUAGUGCAGGUGGUGUGAUUUAUAUAUUAACAUUGGGACUGUGGUGUCGUGAAGAAUUUCUUUACUUUAAAGCACAAUAAUCUCAGAGUUUGUAUAUGUAAGUAGCAGUGGAGUAGGGGCACUGCUAUCAUUGUCAGGUGGUGCAGGGGCAUCAUGUGACCUCGAUCACCAGAUUAAAUUACUAAUUGUCUACCUCUCUGUAGUGGGAGUCAAGCGACACAUAUCUGCACACCUUAUUAUGCAGUGCAAGCAAUAUCUUGGUACACUUUCUAGAUUUCUGGGAAUAACGUUGGGGGUUGUGGUUUGCAUAACGGUUAAGGUGUUUAGCUCUCAGACACAAGGUACAUGGUUUGAUUCACACCUUUGAAUGGAAAUUGGCUAGGCUUAAAAUGGCCUGAAAGGGUAGAUAGCCUAGUACUUACCUCUGAAAAUAUGUACCUAAUAGCUCAGCAAAUGCUUGAAUAAAGGGACACCUGGAUAGUGCAAUGAAAUUUGCAAGGUUGCUGAAGUUAGAGUUUCCUUCAAAGCAAAAAUGAAGGGGUGGUGUAUCUGGUGAAAUAUAACAAAGGAAUGGUAUAUAUGGAUGGAUGUAAAAUUCUCAGGUUCUGGUAGAUGUCUGGCAAGAGUAUGUAGUACUGAUGGCCGAUGAAAUGUACACGAUUAGGACCAGAAAGAGCAGGCAGGAGGUCUAGUUUGCUGAACUAUGACAGGGUUUUAUUUAGCAGCUUUAACUCUUUAGUUUGCUGUAGAAAAUAAAGAGUGUCACGAAGCUUCAAUAAUGCUAGGCUUUAGAAAUAUUUUUGUUGUAUACUUCUCUCCAGUUUUUUGAUAUGCAAUGGGUAAUAAUUGUAGAUCAAAAUCACUACAUAGUGUUUACAUUAUUGUAUGCAAAGUAUAGACUUUAGAAUAUUAAGUAAGCACAAACUGAUGUUGAAACUUCUCAUCCACAACAUUGCAAAUGCUUUGUUAGAGAGCUUGUGUAUAUGUGGAAAGGUCAUGGUGGGUUUUAUGAGACAAGAUAUGUAUUUCCUCUGCCUGAAGCAUUAUCUUUUAUGGAUGGAGCAUUUUAUAAGCUAUUGUCCUGGACACUUUGUACAAACGUAGGUUCUGCCCUUUUUUAGAAGUACUGUUACUGACAAGCAUUUCUCAGUACUGCAAUACUGACCUCUAGUCUGCAUGACUGCUCUGAGUUUUAUUGUUAAGAUAGCAAACCUGAAGACUGAGCUUUUCUGAUUAUCAGCUCACUGCAGAAUAAUUAAAAGAGCAUGCAGACAUGGCAAAUAGACCUGCCUAUUUCAGUGGCCGUUGUCUGCCUCUCUAAUAAUAAACUUGGCAUAAAAGUUUGUGUCAUUGUGCAAUCUAAAUGGAUAGCUUUGGAUGGAAAAUGUCUUGUAGAAUUAUUCAAAUUUGUACAAAUAAACAUAAGUCAGUACGGUCUGAAUUGGGUUUCCUAGUCCUGCCAGUGAACUGUAAUAUGUAAUUGAAAAAUUACAAAAGGCUGUAUCAAGCUGGCAGACAUUGAAGGUAAAAUAAAUCAUAUUCUCAUGUGAGAACUGCUUGGCUGUGGUUUCUGAUUUAUUCAUAUGCUACAGUACUUAGUGUGUACAGUCAUCCUUAAAAUGUUAAUAGGGUGUCACUGUAGCCAUAAUCUUACAUCAUUUCCACUGAAGAUUGUUCUGGUUGUUUUGUGUUUUUUGCUGAGCAGUCCUUUCCAUUUCAAUAUAAACUAGUAGAGAUGAUUAAUAAAAUGUGAUAAAAGAUAUAAACUCCAUAAUUUCCAUUGUAACUUUUUAUAUAUGACGUUAUCAAGGUUGAGCAUAGUGAGUAUUUUAUAAUUUUUUUAAACGUGUUUUUUUAUAUAUGAAGUCAUAGAUGGAUUUUUCUGUUGAAAUAUCUAGUACUAUGACCAAUUUUAAGAAAUAUAAUCUUUAUGGCCCAUUAUUUUAAUUACUUUUUUACUUAGAAGCACUGUUUUAUAAUUCUUGUUUAUUAAAAAAAAAAAAAAAAAAAAAAACAUCUACUAUGGGGGAAGGAAGGAUGGUUUCUUUUCUGUCCGGUUUUAAUAAUGUCUUAAGCAAGGUUUUAAUAAUGUCUUAAGCAAUGUAAGACCAACAGUACAGUUUUUAUUUGAAAUACUAUACAUGGUAUUGUAAAAACUUUUGAUGUUUUUAUACAAUUAUUUAUUUGUCAUAUUAAAAAAUAACCUGUUUUGUA
Molecule: messenger RNA, 5268 nt
Organism: Protopterus annectens (West African lungfish)
Lineage: Eukaryota; Metazoa; Chordata; Ceratodontiformes; Protopteridae
Product: 25-hydroxyvitamin D-1 alpha hydroxylase, mitochondrial
Exons: 9
Coding region: 104-1624 (506 amino acids)
Biological process (GO): cholesterol metabolic process; cellular response to peptide hormone stimulus; cortisol metabolic process
Cellular component (GO): mitochondrial inner membrane
Molecular function (GO): iron ion binding; oxidoreductase activity, acting on paired donors, with incorporation or reduction of molecular oxygen; heme binding
Source: RefSeq, a predicted model, not a curated record